ACCGUCCCAAGCCCCAACCCUCCGAAGUAACGCUCGCUGCUCUGGAACAGCAGCAGCGGCAGAGCAGAGCAGAGCAGUGCCGGGCAGCCAUGGCGCGCGCCUCGAGCUGGCGAUCGCUGCUGCUUGUGCUGCUCGUGGCGGUGGCCACGUCGGAGGGGGCCAGGGUGUCGGUGGGGAACUGGACGGAGGAGCUGCGCGGGGCGGCGCGGCGGCGGGUGUUCGAGAACGGCCUCGGCAUGACGCCGCAGAUGGGGUGGAACAGUUGGAACCACUUCGGCUGUGGGAUCAACGAGCAGCUCAUCAAGCAGACAGCCGAUGCAUUGGUCAACACUGGUCUGGCGAAAUUAGGCUAUGAAUAUGUUAAUAUAGAUGAUUGCUGGGCAGAAUCUGAUAGGGACUACCAGGGUAAUUUUGUCGCAAAUAGACAAACAUUCCCCUCUGGCAUCAAGGCGCUCGCAGAUUAUGUGCAUGCAAAAGGACUGAAGCUUGGCAUCUACAGUGAUGCUGGUACACGGACGUGCAGUUUCCAAAUGCCAGGAUCACUUGACCAUGAAGAGCAGGAUGUUAAAACCUUCGCAUCUUGGGGUGUUGAUUAUCUGAAGUACGACAACUGCAACGAUGCUGGCAGGAGUGUCAUGGAAAGAUACACUAGAAUCAGCAGUGCCAUGAAGACCUAUGGAAAAAACAUCUUCUUCUCGUUGUGUGAAUGGGGAAGAGAAAAUCCUGCUACCUGGGCAGGCAGCAUGGGCAAUAGCUGGAGAACAACUGAUGACAUUCAAGACAACUGGGACAGCAUGACAUCCCGCGCAGACCAGAACGACAGAUGGGCUUCCUAUGCCGGACCUGGCGGAUGGAAUGAUCCUGACAUGCUUGAAGUUGGCAACGGUGGGAUGUCCGAGUCUGAGUACCGCUCUCAUUUCAGCAUCUGGGCACUUUCCAAGGCUCCUCUUCUGAUUGGGUGCGACGUGCUCUCGAUGAACCAGCAGACCAAGGACAUACUCAGCAACUGGGAGGUCAUCGCCGUCAACCAAGAUAGUCUAGGUGUCCAAGGAAAGAAAGUGCAAUCCGAUAAUGGAUUGGAGGUUUGGGCUGGGCCGCUCAGUAACAACAGGAAGGCCGUGGUUCUCUGGAACCGGCAGGGCUACCAGGCAACCAUCACCGUGCAAUGGUCAAACAUCGGGCUUUCUCCAUCCACUGCUGUCACUGCUCGUGAUCUAUGGGCGCACUCCUCGUCCUCGGCUCAGGGCCAAUUAUCAGCUUCAGUGGCACCUCAUGACUGCAAGAUGUACGUCCUGACGCCGAAGUAACUUAUAGAAGAGGAGAGAGUCCAUAGUGGAGUGCAGCCGUUCGAUCAGGAUUCAAGAGAAGGGUAUGCAUACAAGGAUUGGUAGAUCAGGAAAUGAGAUCUCAUUUGCUUAUACUGGAGUGCUACGCAGAAAAAAGCUGUAACUUAUAACUGUAAGUGUAUUUUUUCUUUCAAAUACGCAGGAAAGCUGCGUAUCUUUGUAUUAAGAAAAGGAGGACACAGAGUAUUUAACGACGA
Molecule: messenger RNA, 1543 nt
Organism: Phragmites australis (common reed)
Lineage: Eukaryota; Viridiplantae; Streptophyta; Magnoliopsida; Poales; Poaceae
Product: alpha-galactosidase-like
Exons: 15
Coding region: 90-1307 (405 amino acids)
Biological process (GO): carbohydrate metabolic process
Molecular function (GO): hydrolase activity, hydrolyzing O-glycosyl compounds
Source: RefSeq, a predicted model, not a curated record